GCAUUAUCGGUCCAAGAGAGAAAAGAAGUCCCAGCUCACCCUCCAGGCCUUCCUGGACCCAACCACCGUUCCUCGUCCAUCAUAUCAGGACUCCUCACAACAACAACUCAACGCGUAACAAGUACGUAAGACGUCUCUCGCGAAUAUUUCCACCAAUUAGUACAAUUUUCAGCUAUGAGUACGAGUUCUGCUUCUGGUUAAUGACCAUUGAUUUGAAUUUGUUUUUCAUUUUCUUUUUUUGUGCAGCGAAUGCGAGCACGGUCACACCUGCUUAAUCAUGAUCCUACCCGUGUAUUAUCACUCAGUCAGAGUCCUCAGAGAUUACACCGAGCAGCACGAGUAGGACUAGCGUCAAGAAAAAUGCCGGUUGAUUUAUCAAUAUCCUCGAAGAUGGCGGCCAACGCGCUGGACUUAGCGCAGGCCGCCCAGUUCGCUGUUCGUCCCUUGAAGGAGGACGCAACGAAUAUGGCUAUUCGUAUCAACAUCGCAGCAGAAAAGAUCGCCCAACUGGCGAAAAAUCUAGAGAAGUUUGUCUACACAGUACCGGUACCACACUUCCCAGCGUCUUUGCCGAUGCUGCCGAAAGCAUCGGCUAUGACCUAUGCCACACCCGGUGCGGCAACAAAUUCCGCUGCCAUGUUGGUAGACCAAAGCGGAACACCGAGUGUCGAUGACUUUUUGAAGCGAGCCAAAAAUGUACUACCAACUAGAAAUUCAAGUUUCGAUGUGAUUCUACUAUCUCCUGUCCGCCUAAUGCUAAUUCAUUCUCGUUUGAAUUUGUCGAAGAUUCCGACCAGUAUAUUAAGUACUGUUGGACAACCGGUCCGUUUGAGCAGAAUCAAACACGACGAGUGCAGCAAUGAACUCCACCUGAAGAUCCGCUAUCAACAAUAAACCAACCUGCAGGUCAAUAGCUUUCUAGAAGUGGGAGAUGGAGGAAGUUCUUCCUCGACGAGAAUGCACUCAAAGGAUAAGGAGGGUAGGCAAAAUGAUCGUGAUUUAGCAGGUAGAAUGUCGAAUUUCCUGGCAACAGCGUUUUACGGAAGAAAUCGCAGCGAACGUAGCGGGAUUCCAGCUGCAGCGAUGUACAUAGACGAGGCGUCGAGUGAAGGAUCCUCGAAUUGCAGCGGGCAUGGGAAUUGUAUGACGCCUUUUCAUGUCGUGCGACAUCCGGUUUACUAUGAGUACUUGAACAACAAGACUGGAGGAUCAGGCGGAAGUCAUUUAAUCAACAACACAAUGAGUUCUUCAAUAUCGUCGUCAACUUUGGGUAGUGCGCAAAGAGCAGGGUCGUCUUCUUCUUUUACAAACACCACGAGCAUUCGCACUACUAGGAUACGAACACGAAGAACAUCUAGUGAAGCGUCGUCUUUUUUGAAGAUCGGAAGCGGUGGCGAAAAUAUGGCGAAUACAGUAUACGAGCAAGCUUUUCUACGAAAUCCGAGUAUGGAUGCAUUUCAAGUUGAGGACGAAAUUGGAGAUUGAAGAAGUUGAACUAUAGAGUUGUAUUUUGUGCUACCCUUGUUCUCGUCCUCCACCUCCACGCAUGCUGAACUUUUUUUCUUUUCCCACCCGAUUUCUCAUUCUCGGAAAUAAGAAUAAUAGAAAGACAAAUCAUUAUUAUGGCGUAUGCCAAUUCGAAUGCCCUUAUCCUUAUGAUUGAUGAUGUCUCUCUUGGACACUGGAAAUGCUUUAUGCCUCAGCCGAUUCUCUCCCUCCCGGAUCCUUGCAUAUGAUGACACGUCUGUAAAAGACCUUGGCGUGAGCACUGCUGCGGAUGAAAUGCCACACAUGCAGGAGGGUGCUCACUACACACGUGCAAGCCAUGGGGGCGCAUUGUGAUCAGCAUGCCAAGCACGACGCAGCCAAAACGUAUAAGGUACGCCGGGCAAGAGCUCUACAGCCUGAACAUCGUCAGCCUCUGCCUACUGGUGUCCACAUUGGGGGAGCUGAUGUUGCGACUCAUGAAGUUGACAUACCGCAUCAGGCCAGAUGCUCUGCUGAUGUACCGGCUGAGAAGGCCAGAAACACGCAAAAUGGAGACACAAAACAGCAAAGGCGCAGGCGAGAGCUCUAGUAGUGGGAAAUGGAGAAAACGCGAGGAGAUGCGCAAAAAGGCAAAGCAGUGACAAUAAUUAAAGGCGGCCUGUGCGAACCCGCCUUCGGGCUGAGUAUAUGCAGAAUUUUAGAGCGUAACGGCUUAGAAAUGAAGCUUCUGCGUCAUUUUUGGUGGUGUUUUUUCCUGGUCCUAAACUGACACCGAGCGGCCUUGACGAUAAAGAGAAACGUGACGACAGGCAUCGACGCUGCCCCGGUUGUGAAAGUCGUGCGCUGUUUUGCUUGUUCGGUCUGUUUCUUCCUAUGUAUGACCCCGAGAAAAGUUUCCUAGGUCGUGCGUCCGUCUAUGUAUGUAUCAUGCUGCAG
Molecule: messenger RNA, 2424 nt
Organism: Amoebophrya sp. A25
Lineage: Eukaryota; Dinophyceae; Syndiniales; Amoebophryaceae
Source: the annotation of a GenBank genome assembly